AUGUGGCUGGAGAAGGGGGUGUCUGGAGGCGCCCCGUCGGGCCGGGAAGGUGGCAGAAAGAAGCCCCUGAAGCAGCCCAAGAAGCAGGCCAAGGAAAUGGACGGAGAAGAUAAGGCUUUCAAGCAGAAACAAAAAGAGGAGCAGAAGAAACUCGAGGAGCUAAAAGCCAAGGCCGCGGGAAAGGGACCCCUGGCCACAGGUGGAAUUAAGAAAUCUGGCAAAAAGUAAGCUGUUCCUCAUAUCUGAGAUGAUGGUGACCCUCUUCCAUUCCUAUUUAAACAUCUGGAUUCCCUGCCAUAACAUCU
This is a messenger RNA of Chionomys nivalis (European snow vole), 305 nucleotides long. Its product is annotated as translation machinery-associated protein 7-like. The transcript has 2 exons. The record is from RefSeq and is a predicted model, not a curated record. Lineage: Eukaryota; Metazoa; Chordata; Mammalia; Rodentia; Cricetidae. The coding region runs from base 1 to 228 and encodes 75 amino acids.